UAGCUGUUAACAGCGCUGUUAAUUCGGAAAGUAAACGAAAAAUUGUUUAGUUGUUCAAUUUCAAGAAAAAACUAAGAAAAUGAGCAGCAAGGCCAAAAAAACAGGGAAAGGUGACCAAAUACCCAAGCCCAUUAGCAUAAAGAAGGAAAAGAUGGAGGAGGAUCGAACGCUGCAUCCGAUUUCGCACUAUAUUGACGACCGUCUGGAGCUGGUGAAACAGAUUUUCGGCACACUCAAGCCCAAGACAAUAGUGAAUCUAGCGCCGGAGUUCCUAAAAAAAACCCCUCUGGACGAGAUCGAGGCGCUGUGCCUGGAGGAGCUGCUUUGCUUGUCCACCAAACGUCUAAAAUCCAUCAUAGAGGCCACCCGGUGUCCCACGGACACCGAGAGCUCCGAGGAUUCCGAUGUGGAGCAUCAAGAGGAACACAUUUCCCUGGAGGAGAUCUCGUCAGACAGCGACAUAGGUGGCCAGGAAUCCAAAAAAACCAAGAAGAAGUCAAAAGCCAAAAAGACGAACAACGGGAAUGAAAACAAAGAGUCGGGCCAGAUGAGUGUGCUGGAAUUGCUGGAGCUGCAGGCACGUGCCCGGGCCAUUCGCUCCCAGCUAGCCAUGGAGCCCAUUACCAAGAUCGAGGUCAAGUCGGAUGACGAUGACAACGACGAAGAUGAAAGGCCAGCAAAGCCGGUUCAACGAAGGACGAAAGAGAAGCGCAGCGCCAAGACAAUAGAUGCGGGAAAGGGCAGCUCCCUGAAUAAAAGCAAAACAGCUGAAAAGGAUCAAACUCAAGAUGCGGAAAGCAGUAGCAAGGAGCAGCCAACUCCGCGAAAGAAAAUCAAACUCAAGCGAAACUAUCGGCAAACCAGCAAGUCGCCAGAGAAGGAGAAUACUGUGAAAGUUUCUGCUCCAGCUCCGGCUCCUUCGGUUGCUCCAAUUGCAAAUAGGCCACGCUCCAAGUCUCGUUCUGCCUCACCUGAUGUGAUAACCAUACAAACAGAGCCGGAAACGCUGCUAAUUAGCGACAGCACCGACGAUGAAGCCACAAACUAUAAGUCCAAGGCAGCACCUGAACCCGAUCCCAAGCCCGUUUUGGAGCCCCCAGCUCCACUUGUAGAGAGUGAGCCAGAGGAGGGCGAAGUACGAGAUGAGCCCGAGGAACCAGUCAAGACUGUGGAACCAGCCAAAAUAGAAGAGCCAGCAAAGGCAGAAGACCCAGCUAGGACGGAAGAGACCACAAAGGGAGAAGACCCAUCCAAGACAGAAGAACCACAAAAGAUUGAAGAGUUGAAAGAAUCAGAAGAGCCACAGAAAUCUGAAAAUCAAAACAAGCCUGCAGAGAAGGAACCGGUCGAGGAGCGUGUUUCCUCUAAAGAACCAAAUCCACCAGAAGAAGUGAAGGAAUCUAUCCCUGUUCCUGAGCUAGCUCACUUAGAUGAUGAAGAUCAAAAUGACGAUGUCAUUUCCAUUGGCGGCGACCUGGAAAUGAUGGAAGAAAUGACUAAGGAAGACGAGCCAAAAGCAAGCGUCAAAAGCGAGAAAAAAGAGAAGGCCUCCGAGGACCACGAGGAAUUGGACAACGAUGUAAUCUCUUUGGACACCAGCGAGGACGAGCCUGAUAAACUGCAGCAGACCGACUCUGAGUCCUGGCGCACGCGAUACCUAAAGAGCUCCAAGGUUAGCCAGGUUUUGGCUGCCUCACGGUUGGGAAAGCGCGUGCGCGACAAAAUCAAGAAAUCAAAGCGCAGCAAAAAUGCCACGGGCGACGAGCAGUCCCAGGGUGAAAAGCAGCCCGCACCAUUCACCUCCAAGCAUGAGGAUGGAUCUAUGGAGCAAUACAAAGAGCUGCUGCAGCACCGUCAGCGCAAGACUUCAAACAGCAGCAAGGGAGGCGAUAAGUAAAUCCACACGCCGAGGACGAUUUGUAUUUUAUUUUAUUGAAAAGUCGCGUACUCUGACGCAGACUUUUGGUUUAUAUGGUAUAUAAAAACAAAAAUAAAAGUCCGCUGUCCUCGGUGGGUGGCUUAGAAAACGUA
Drosophila serrata is the source of this 2031-nucleotide messenger RNA. RefSeq lists its product as uncharacterized. The record is from RefSeq and is a predicted model, not a curated record. Lineage: Eukaryota; Metazoa; Arthropoda; Insecta; Diptera; Drosophilidae. Gene Ontology annotation, biological process: regulation of apoptotic process.